This is a messenger RNA of Prorocentrum cordatum, 1238 nucleotides long. The record is from the annotation of a GenBank genome assembly. NCBI's taxonomy places the organism in Eukaryota, Dinophyceae, Prorocentrales, Prorocentraceae.
CCCUGCCCCGUCCCUUACUGCUCCCACAGCUCUUGCGGCCCAGCCCUCGCCCCGCCCGCUGCUCUCCUGGCUCCAGCGCCAGCGGCGUGACUGCUCCCCGAGGCAGAGCCACGGGCCCCCGUCCGCAGGCCCCGCUGCACCAUGGCGGCGCCCGGGCGAACGCCGAGCGUGCACACGGCCGCCUCGCACUCCGCCGUGCGUACCCCGGCUCAGCGGUCCAGACGGAUCCCCGCCGUCGCUGCGCUUUGCGCCGGGCUGGCGGCCGCGGCCGCGGUUGCCCGCGAGGCAUUUGCGGGCGCCGCCCUGAGGGCGGCCACGGGGUCGCCCGUGCCUGCGCGGCGGACGGCGCUGAAGGCGGAGGCCUUCGACCCUUUCGGCAUCAAGGAGGCCUUCAAGGGCGCCAUGGGAGGCGUCCUGGACGGCAGUGGAACAGACGAGCCUCCGAGCAGACUGGAAGAGGAGAUGAUGCUGGAGAUCUUCGAGAAGUACGACGAGGAUCGCGACGGCAUCCUCAAACUAGACGAGUUCAAUGCUCUGCAGCGAGCCACCGAGGGCGAGGAUGCCGUGUACAACCAGGACCAGCUCACGGACUUGCUGCGAUCAGUGAAUUCUGGCAUCAAGGAGCCGGAAAAGGGCAUGCCGUUCGUGGACUACAGAAGGCUCUACGCGGAGAGCCGCUUGAAGAAGGCGUACGGCACAGACGUCACGAGAGACCACGUGAAGGUCUUCGGUGUCGCUGGUGGUCAAGCUGCCGACCGAGCGCAGGCGGCUCUGAAGAAGGAGGCGGAGGAGGCCGCAAAGGCGGGCCCAGCCGUGGGCUCCGCCGUAGUCAUCCAGGGCCUCUCCGGCGCGAAGGAGCUGAACGGCCAGACGGCCCACGUGGUGGCGCCGACCGAGGCCGAAGCAGACAUGGUUGCCGAGGGCCGUCUCAUCCUCGAGCUCGCGGACGGCGAGCGGGUGGCGCUGAAGCCCACUAACGUCAAGGUGGCCGAGACCAAGUCCAUCGACUGAGCCGGGCGGCUCGCGCGUUUCCUCGUUUAACGGUCGCUCGAUUCCGAAUCGACCAGUUGGUCGUCGGAUGCUUUGCGUUUUUUUUUAUGACCAGGCUACGCCUUGCAUACCGGCCUCUGCCGCAGCCAGUGCGCUCGUCGUGCAAGGCGGCCACGCGAGGCCCCGACGGCAUGUGAUCGGGUGCGCGACGACUGCAUCGUCUCCCCCCUCCCGUUCUGGUCGCGCUG